AUCGGUGCGCCGAUAGCCAGGGAACUGCCCAGACUGAACGGCGGCCCGGUAGAUAGCCACGGCGGCCCGACCGGCCUAAACAUCUGUAGCAAAACCCUAACGCCCGAUCGAUCUAUUAUAUAUUCGCAGUCGCUCCUCAACAUUUCCAUCCAAACCUAGGGUUUACCUUCUGCCGCCGCCGCCGCCGCCGCCAAAUCAUCUCCCUCCCCCUCCCUUCUCCAACAUGGCUCUUCAGAUCAGCAAGAAGCGAAAGUUCGUUGCCGACGGCGUGUUUCUGGCCGAGCUGAACGAGAUGCUGACCCGCGAGCUCGGGGAGGACGGCUUCGCCGGCGUCGAGAUCCGGGUCACCCCCAUGCGCACCGAGAUCAUCAUCCGCGCCACCCGCACCCAGAACGUCCUCGGCGAGAAGGGCCGGAGGAUAAGGGAGCUGACGUCGGUGGUGCAGAAGCGCUUCAACUUUCCGGACGGCGGCGUCGAGCUGUACGCCGAGAAGGUCCUGAACCGCGGCCUCUGCGCCGUCGCUCAGGCCGAGUCCCUCCGCUACAAGCUGCUCGAUGGCCUCGCCGUCCGAAGAGCGUGCUAUGGUGUACUCCGAUUUGUCAUGGAGAGUGGUGCGAAGGGCUGUGAGGUUAUUGUGAGUGGGAAGCUUAGGGCACAGCGUGCUAAGUCCAUGAAGUUCAAGGAUGGCUAUAUGAUCUCUUCUGGCCAUCCUGUCAACCAGUAUAUUGAUGGAGCUGUGAGGCAUGUUCUUCUGAGACAGGUUUGGGGCCUACUUCAAAUGGAAGGGUGUGCUGGGUAUCAAGGUUAAGAUCAUGCUUGACUGGGAUCCGAAGGGGAAACAAGGACCAGCUACACCUUUACCUGACCUUGUUACCAUCCACCCUCCUAAGGAUGAGGAUGAGUUCCUGAGGCCUCUUGCAGCAGAAAUUGCAGUUGCUUAAAAGUGAAAAAAAAUUCCAUCUGCCUAGUGGUAUAUAAGAGUUUAGGUUGACUGAUGCUAUGGUUUCAGAUUAUGUAGUUAUACUUUUUUAUUUAUGAUGGAUGUGUACUGGUACAAAAGGGCUUAACCUUUUUAAGUUCUAUCAUCAGUAACAAAUAUAUGAUUCCAGAUUUA
Messenger RNA from Triticum aestivum (bread wheat), 1114 nucleotides. RefSeq names its product 40S ribosomal protein S3-3. Gene Ontology annotation, biological process: translation. The coding region runs from base 224 to 808 and encodes 194 amino acids. The record is from RefSeq and is a predicted model, not a curated record. Gene Ontology annotation, cellular component: cytosolic small ribosomal subunit; nucleus. The transcript is spliced from 6 exons. Gene Ontology annotation, molecular function: structural constituent of ribosome; RNA binding. Lineage: Eukaryota; Viridiplantae; Streptophyta; Magnoliopsida; Poales; Poaceae.